AUGGAUGUGCCUGCUUGCACUCCCAGUAGCCCGAACGAUGAGGUAGAGAAGGCUACUAGUUCAGAGCUCCAUAACAUCGACCAUGGAGCCGAUACUGAGCUUCAGCGCAUGCUGUCCACCCGUCACUUGACAAUGAUCGCCCUUGGUUCCUCGAUUGGCAUGGGCCUGUGGCUGGGGAGUGGCACAUCUCUAUCCAAUGGAGGCCCAGCUGCAAUGCUCAUUGGGUAUAUACUGGCGGGAACAAUGGUUUGGACAGUCAGUCACUCGAUUGGCGAGAUGGCUGUUUUGUAUCCUCUUCCCUCGGCCUUUGUACAAUGGGCAUCAAUCUUUAUCAGUCCAUCGGUCGGGUUCGCUGUCGGCUGGGCCUAUUGGUUCUCAUACUUCAUCACGAUUGCGAAUGAAUUGCAGGGGGUGGUUACAGUGCUUCAAUUCUGGACUCAUGCGGUGCCAACCGCAGCAUGGAUCACUAUCUUCUGGGUAGUCAUCAUCUUCAUAAACCUGUGGGCAGUCAGAUUCUUCGGGGAGGUAGAAGUGGUCUCCUCGACCAUCAAAUUCUCCUGGAUUUUUGUCGUGAUUCUCUCAUUGAUUGUGAUAUCGGCUGGGGGCGCCCCAGACGAGGGACCUAUCGGGUUUCGGUACUGGAACUCAGAGCCGUUUACGAACGGAUUCAAGGGCUUUCUGAGCGUAAUGCCCACCUGUAUUUUCGCCAUGUCGGGCUCCGAAAACGCAGCCAUGGCGGCUGCAGAGACACGGAACCCUCGAAAGUCUGUACCUAGGGCUGUGGGCUCUAUCUGGCUGCGGCUGUCCUUGUUUUACCUGCUCGGAUCACUCGUCAUCACCAUCACCGUCUCCCCCCAUGACCCCAAUCUCUUUGGGGGGGAUGGAGCGAACAAUUCCCCCUUCGUCGUUGCAUACCAGAAUGCCGGCAUUCCGGCUCUCGCACACAUGAUGAAUGCCGUUAUUUUCAUCUCGGUGAUUUCCACGGGGAGUAUUUCCGCGUACGGUGGCUCACGGACACUAAUGGGCUUGACACAUCUUCGCAUGGCGCCAAAGAUCUUUGGCCGUGCAGACAAGACAGGCCGCCCUGUUGCAGGGCUGUUCGUUACCCUGCUGAUUGGAGGAGGAUUAGCAUAUCUCAACGUGAGCAGCCGCGGUGCGGACGUCUUUAGCUGGUUCUCCAAUCUAUCCUCCCUCUUUACGUUGUUUGGCUGGGGAUGCAUCUGUCUUUCGCAUCUCCGCAUGCGGUACGCGUGGAAGGCCCAGGGACGAUCCGAGGAAGAAUUGCCGUGGCGGACGUGGGCCUAUCCUUACUCCUCGUAUUGGGGGCUGGCCUGGUGCAUCAUUCUGAUUAUCGCAGAGUUCUAUCUGAGUAUAUGGCCCCUUCAUACUACUCCGAACGCAAAGGACUUUUUCGCCAAUUACAUCAGCGUCGUGGUCAUUGUCUGUGUAUACCUCGGAGCGCGGUGCUGGUACCGCGGGCCCUGGUGGGUGGAUGCUCAGACAAUUGAUCUGGAUGCGCUACGACGAUUCUACGCGCCUGAAGAUGAAGAGACGCAGCCAACGGGGGCAAAGAAACUCUUCUCGAGGGCCCUUGGUUGGGUGAUUCAGUAGAAGACUCCAUAGGGCAAACUCGGAGAUUUCCUACUCACCCAAGGCAUUGAAAAUGAUAAGCCGUGAAUUAAUUACAUGUACCGCAUACUUUUCCAGCAGAAAUAGAGUUCAGUGGGCUCGUUUGUUACUAUCCAUGUUGUCGGAAAGAUGAUAUGACCCUAUCUCUACUAAUAUCAACAGACAGACCAAAUGAGAGCCUCGGGACUUCAUAUCCCCAAGUAAGAAACGGGAGAAACCACUAUAUUUAAGCGAAAAACUAGCGAUUUGAACUAGUGAAGCAUGGUGCUGCACAUGCUCUUUACAUUCGAGUUCUACAUA
Messenger RNA from Aspergillus ochraceoroseus IBT 24754, 1929 nucleotides. Its product is annotated as putative amino acid transporter. The transcript is spliced from 4 exons. The record is from RefSeq and is a predicted model, not a curated record. NCBI's taxonomy places the organism in Eukaryota, Fungi, Ascomycota, Eurotiomycetes, Eurotiales, Aspergillaceae. Bases 1 to 1611 code for a protein of 536 amino acids. Gene Ontology annotation, cellular component: membrane. Gene Ontology annotation, molecular function: amino acid transmembrane transporter activity. Gene Ontology annotation, biological process: amino acid transmembrane transport.